Molecule: messenger RNA, 597 nt
Organism: Talaromyces proteolyticus
Lineage: Eukaryota; Fungi; Ascomycota; Eurotiomycetes; Eurotiales; Trichocomaceae
Exons: 2
Coding region: 1-597 (198 amino acids)
Source: RefSeq, a predicted model, not a curated record
AUGACGACACUCACUUCCUCUUGUCACACAAUUAGUGCCUGCUCUGCAAUCCCUACUACUACCACAUCAACUAUCGGCGGUGAUAGUCUGAUUGAAGGAACAGUGACAGAAGGAUACAAGAGUGUGAUUCAAAAUGCUGCAGCCUUUUCGUCGCUACUAUCGAAUCCAGAAGUCAAUAUAACGAAUUUUGUUGACAGUUUGCGUACUGCUACAACAAAGACAGCGACAUCAAUGACGACAACUACGUCGCCAUCCCUUACUGCAACAACCUCACUGUCUAUCCCAUCAUCCUGGAAUUGGUGUCAAAUUAUUGCUUUCGGAGUGCAAGAUUCCGACAAUCAGUUUAGAACUGGGAUUGAAACAUACAGCUCUCAAGGAACGCUUAUCUACGAAGAUGACGUGGACCUUGAAACUGACACUAUUAUAACAGUUCAAGCUGAUGAAUGGAAGGGGCGGAGUAAAUUUACCAUUGGAUGCGUUUAUUCGCAACCAGAUGCUACUUUCAUUGCAUGCCAGUAUGAUUAUGAAGGCACCCUGUACCAGGGAUCUGUAAUAACAUCUCCUGGUAUGACCCAACAUGCAGCGUGGAAAGAGUGA